Messenger RNA from Sorex araneus (European shrew), 1127 nucleotides. RefSeq names its product ribosome production factor 2 homolog (gene RPF2). The coding region runs from base 124 to 1041 and encodes 305 amino acids. Gene Ontology annotation, molecular function: rRNA binding. The record is from RefSeq and is a predicted model, not a curated record. Gene Ontology annotation, cellular component: nucleolus. NCBI's taxonomy places the organism in Eukaryota, Metazoa, Chordata, Mammalia, Eulipotyphla, Soricidae. Gene Ontology annotation, biological process: maturation of LSU-rRNA from tricistronic rRNA transcript (SSU-rRNA, 5.8S rRNA, LSU-rRNA); ribosomal large subunit assembly. The transcript has 10 exons.
GACCUUGCCCGGAAGUGACGUCGAGAGCUAGUUCCGGUUCCGCGUGUCCGGGCGCCGGGGGUGGGUACCGGAGUCGCCGGCGGUGCACGUGCGCUUCCCGGGUUCGUGUUGGGCACUCUAACCAUGGACGCGUUGGACCGGGUCGUAAAACCCAAAACGAAGAGAGCCAAGAGAUUUCUUGAGAAGAGAGAACCGAAGCUCAAUGAAAAUAUUAAAAAUGCCAUGCUGAUUAAAGGGGGAAAUGCAAACUUAAUAGUGACCCAAGUACUUAGAGAUAUGUAUGCAUUGAAAAAACCAUAUGGUGUUCUGUAUAAAAAGAAAAAUAUUACGAGACCAUUUGAAGAUCAGACUUCAUUGGAAUUCUUUUCAAAGAAAUCAGAUUGUUCUUUAUUUAUGUUUGGCUCCCAUAAUAAGAAGCGGCCAAACAAUCUCGUAAUCGGUCGUAUGUAUGACUACCAUGUGCUGGAUAUGAUUGAAUUAGGUAUCGAGAAGUUUGCUUCUCUAAAAGAUAUUAAGAAUAGUAAAUGUCCUGAGGGAACGAAGCCCAUGUUGGUAUUUGCUGGCGAUGACUUCGAUACCACAGAAGACUAUCGAAGGUUAAAAAACCUUCUUAUUGAUUUCUUCAGAGGCCCCACAGUAUCAAAUAUCCGCCUGGCUGGUUUAGAGUAUGUUCUGCACUUCACUGCACUCAACGGGAAGAUUUACUUUCGAAGCUAUAAGUUGCUCUUGAAAUCCGGUUGCAAAACACCACGGGUCGAGCUGGAAGAGAUGGGACCCUCGUUAGAUUUGGUUCUGAGGAGGACACAUCUGGCUUCAGAUGACCUUUAUAAGUUAGCUAUGAAAGUGCCCAAAGCCCUCAAGCCAAAGAAGAAGAAAAAUAUCUCCCAUGAUACUUUCGGUACAACUUAUGGAAGGAUUCACAUGCAGAAGCAAGAUCUAAGUAAACUACAAACCAGGAAAAUGAAAGGGUUGAAGAAGCGACCUGCAGAAAAGAUAACAGAAGACCAGGAGAAAAAGUCAAAGCGAAUUAAACCAAAUUGAUGGAACUCAGCUAAUAACUUCCCUUUUAUUAUACUCUGAUUAUUUAACAGAAUUAUUAUGCAUCAAACAUUUCAGAGUUUGAUGGA